AUACGCCCCUGCCUUUACCCCGACAGUAUCGUUCUCAUUUCUGAGGAAGGUUUUCUUGAAGAGGCAGAGACUGACGGUACUUUUAGAUUGGCAAACAGCAGUUACUGCACUACUUUUGUUGUCCAAGGACAAUCCUGUGAUGUACCUCCUUUACCUCCACCAAUUGCGUCUACCCCGCUGACUCACCAGUCGAGUAGCAGCAGUUCAAGCAAUCAUGGUGGUAAAAGAAAGUUCGGGACGAAUUCAUUCAAGCCUAAACUGUCUCUUAAAGGUUCUAGAGCUCCUCCUGGUACAUUAAAGAAUGAGUCGUGGAGAAAAAACGUGGAGAUAUGCUCUGUAUCAGAAGGGAAAGCAAAGAAAACCUGCAACCACCCAGUAACUUUGACACCUGCUACGGCUUGCAUAGAAGCAGUGAGCAACAUUGUCUCUGUAGAGGCUUUUGAGGGUAAUGACGUAGUUCUCUUAGACAAAGAUAACCUGAGGAUUCCUGAUAACAAGACGACACGAAGCAGUGAGUAUUGGAGAGCAGCACUAUUAGUGAAGGCAGUGUCACGAAAAGAUUACCGUUUUCUUUCUGCAAAUGACCAAACCAUUAGUGAUGAUGACGAUGAUUUUGUGGAAACUAGCUUCUAUAAACCAUCUAAAAAAUCAAAAUCUGAUCUAUCUCCCGGACCAUCUAGUUCAUCAUGUCCGAUCGUAUUACCGCCUGGGAUACCAAGUGAUUUAGAGAAAAGAAUCUCAAGUCUGGAGAGCCUGAUAAAAGUGAAGAAAGAAGGAGGACAAGAAUAUAAGAAGAUUGUGGACGUUGUUUGUGCUAAUCUCCUUUGCCUCAUAUGUAAGGAGAGGAUAUCAAUAGAUUGUGUGAUCAUGACCUGUUGCAAGACUCUUGGUUGCUGUCAAACAUGUUUUGACAAUUGGAUAAGAGAGAGUGAAACGUGUCCACAUUGCCGCUUGCCAGUAACGGACGAAACACAUAAGAAGCUGCCUUAUUCUAACCAGUUUAAACUGAUCAUUGAAGCAAUGGGAAAUAUCAAUUCAAGCUCUAGCAAUGAAGUCAUCGAACUUAAUUGAUUAACUACUAUGGACUAACUUCCUAAUGACUCCUUUGUGUAAAUUUGCUAAAAUGUUAUUCAAUCAUGACACUGUAUUCAAUUAUUGUCUGGUUCACAUUUAUCAGGUAUUUUGCUAAA
Messenger RNA from Amphimedon queenslandica, 1190 nucleotides. RefSeq lists its product as uncharacterized. The record is from RefSeq and is a predicted model, not a curated record. The transcript has 2 exons. The annotation marks the transcript as partial. Lineage: Eukaryota; Metazoa; Porifera; Demospongiae; Haplosclerida; Niphatidae.